AUCAUGCUGUUAAUUAUAUUUGUGCUGGAGCUCAUGGUCGUGAUUCUCUUCUUCGUCUACACCGACAAGAUUGAUAAGUACGCUCAGCGGGACCUGAAGAAAGGGCUUCAUUUGUAUGGAACUGAUGGAAAUAUUGGUUUAACUAAUGCAUGGAGCAUCAUACAAACAGAUUUCAGAUGCUGUGGUGUCUCCAACUACACCGACUGGUUUGAAGUGUACAAUACCACACGGGUGCCAGAUUCAUGCUGCUUGGAAUUCAGUGAAAACUGUGGUCUUCAUUCCCCAGGGACCUGGUGGAAAGCUCCUUGCUAUGAAACAGUGAAACUAUGGCUUCAGGAGAACCUGUUAGCAGUGGGAAUUUUUGGAUUGUGCACAGCAUUGGUUCAGAUUCUUGGACUGACAUUUGCAAUGACCAUGUAUUGUCAGGUUGUCAAGGCAGAUACCUACUGUGCAUAAAAAACAUCUUUAGAGUCCGUCAACCACCUCUCCACAAGACGAAAGAGAGAGGACUCUUCAUCAUGUUGUCAUAUUUUUUCUAUGUAAAAUAAACUGUAUAAUCCUCUAUGGAAAAAUUGUGGAUCACCCCAGUUUGUCACACCACUCAAAAGGAAUCAUCAUGGAACUCAGACUUGCUCAGACAAAAUAAAUUCUUCUCUCUAAAUGACAAGAAAACAAAGAAAGAAGUGGCUCCCUUUUGCACAGACUAUGGUUUAGUUCGAGGCUGAGUUUAAUCUUGUUUUCCCUGCAGGCUGCUGACAAAUAGAAAUGUUCCAUCUAGCACAGGGAAUCCAGUAAAUUCCUCAAAGUACAGACAGCCCUUUCUCAAGAUGGAUAUAGAGGAUAUGGAGUAGCCAUUUCUUAACAUUUGGUUUUAGACAGCUUAGCACAUCAGCCCAGGAGUAUGCUUUGGACUCUCAAAAUUGCAUCACGGAAUGAGAGGUCUUUGGGGAAAGCCUCUACUCGAAGAAGUGGUUUCUGAUGUCAGGUCAGAUCUGGCCUGUAAACAGAAAUGGAAUCUUUACGCUUAAACCAGUGUAACAGCGUUCAAAUAAUGAUGUCUGCAUACAUCCAUAUCCAUAUACACACACAGAUCAUUCUAGCAGCUGCUGAUAGGAGCAGAGCAGUCCUCUCUUCCUUUGUAUUCCAAGGGACCAUGGAGACAAAUGGAAAUAUUUCCUGGGGAAGAAAUUUAGGCCACCAAGAAACAAGCAGUUACAUCAAACAGAUCUACUCUUCAGUGAAUAAGUAGCCACCUUUCUGUCCCUGUCCUCUGGAUUUUCUUUUAAGUGUCAUUCCAGUUUUGGUGUCCCAUGUGUCAUUCGUUUCUGUACUUCAGCUCUUCGCCUUCUCCAUAAUUUGCUUUGUCGUAUUUUCACUUUUAAAUAGGAUAGAUUCACUAGGAAAAAAGCCCACUCUGUAAACAUGCUUUGUAGCUGAUUUUUAAGGAACCAAAUUAUUCCAAGAAGGAAUUGGGAGGUUUGAAGAAAUUCCCCACUAACAAAAAAGAUUUUACACAGACAUUCAUUUCCCUGUUUCUUUUCUCUGCAUUAAUAUAGAUGAAAGAACAUGUAGGGAAAUGUUUUCAAGUACAUUCCCAUCACUGCUUACCAGCAUAGGCUAGUGAGAGGCCAGCAUAGACUACAAGAAGUUCCAGAAUAUUUGCCCUCCAUCUCAACAAUGAAGGUUUAGAUCAAGACGCUUGGUGGGUCAGCUCUCUCUGUCCUGCUGUAAUAAAUAAUAUAUGAUCAAAAAUGAGUGGGUAAUCAGUGUAGGUGAGCACUAAUAAAAUUGUGCAUGCUGACAGAGGAUUGACCAGACUUAGAAUGCAUAGUUGUAAGCCAAUAUUGAAAGAGAAACAAUAUACCAUUAAAUCUGUGGCAGUCAUAACUGAAAUUGGCCUUGAUCAUGAAUAUGUUGUCCAUGAUCUUAAUAUCCAAGUAGAAUUUGAGAUAGGUGUGUAUGUAUUAUUAUUAAUCCACUCAAAAAAGUCAGUUCUGCUCAAAAAAGCUAAUGGACUUAAUUCAGUCCUUCCCUUUCUUUCUACCCUUUUACAUACAGUAGGUCACUGUUUAUUUUGUCAGUAAUGGAAGACAAUAGAGCCAGUUUGGUGUAGUGGUUAAGGCCCCAGGCUAGAAACUGGGAGACCAUGAGUUCUAGUCCCA
This is a messenger RNA of Python bivittatus (Burmese python), 2162 nucleotides long. NCBI's taxonomy places the organism in Eukaryota, Metazoa, Chordata, Lepidosauria, Squamata, Pythonidae. The record is from RefSeq and is a predicted model, not a curated record.